GGCCCUGCUCGCCGUAGAGGGGUAUCAUCAAGACGUGGCGCAGUUGCAGGAGGAAACGCGUGAAGCGCAUAGACUCCUGAGGCGCAUAACGUGUGACCAAGAUGUCGGAGCGGUGGAUUUGAGCGAAGAAGAGGAAGACUUUCUAGAAGGAGAUGAGGGUGAAAGACCUUCCGGCAGCCCUAUGGGCAGUCCUACCUCGUCGGGUGGUGGAAAUGGAGAUGGUAGUAGUUCUUGUAAAAUGAUGAUAGAUCAUGACCACGACGACGAGCAUGUUGAGGACGGUCUUCACAGUGCAGCUUCAGCGAGACAUGAUGGAAUAACUACUGCCGUUGGAGGGGGGGAUUUUAGUGGAAACGAGUUGACAAAUGACCAUAGCCAGACAUGUAGCGUGGUCAGUGCUCUUCAGGAGAGAAGUGGUUGUAGACCACGAGCAGGGAGUUUCAGCAAACGAUCGUCGUUACCAUGCGAGAAGCAACAACAAGAUCAGGUUACUCGAGUAAAGCAGUCCUACAUGGCGCAGCUGACAGCCUUAACGAACGAAUACCGUGCUACCGUCACCGCGAAAAACAGCGAAGUAGCUCAAAUCGAGUGCGAAUUAGCCUUGCUUACAGACGAGCAACCCAAGAGUGCUGUAGGAGAUGAUGAAGGCGCGAGUGCUGCUUCGUCAAGACCACCAUCUUCUGGUGGAGCGAGGCGAAGGGCCGGGUCUAUCUCUAGUACAACGACAACGCAGAAGGGAGGCACACGCACAUCAGUGGGAAGACUAGGUGUUCAUCGAGACCGGCUUAUGGAGAAGCGUCGAUACAUCCGAGAACAGCUAUCUAUUGCCUACCGUGACUGGCGAAAGGGACGACGCACACUCUUGGACAAGGCGAAAAAGGAUACGCAACUUGCAGAAGCACGAAGAUUCGCACAGUUUGAACACGAGGUCGACUCGUUGCGACGCCAGGUUAACGCUAUUCAUGUGCGGAGCAAGAAGAUGACGAAGACAAUGUCGCGUGGUCGACGAGGUGGAGAGCAGGGACAAUGUGAAACUACCGACACUUGUGCUACUGAAGAAGUUUCGACCUUCUUUGCCAAGGAGUUACCACAAAAAGUGCGCGAGUGGGAGCAGGAAGGCGCGGCAAAGCUGCAACGAUUGUUAUGUGGGUUUUGUGAUAUAUGUCACUUUUGAGGUAGUACACAGACUAUGUAAGAAGUACUUGCGACUACUAGCGCAAACUUGUACUCUACGGCACCAUGGCUGCGCUUGACGUCUCUCGUUACCCCUCUUCUAACGUCUGAACAGAAGAUCGCAGCGCAUGACCGUAGACGUGAGCAAGAGCGUACAAACGUUGAGGUUCAACGCGAACAAGAGAUGCGAGAACUCGUAGCAUAUCGGAGGGAAAACGCUGUACAUGCAGCACGAAAGCGCUUGCGAGAUCAGAUGUUAUGGCAUUUUUUGUUCUGCUUGUAAAUGAAGAUCGGAUUCAACCAGAAAACAGGUCUUUAUAAUAGAGUCACAAACUCUCUCCUUCCCUCUAAGACCAGAAGCAGCAAAAGCGGCGGAGCGUGCGAGGCUAAGAGAGCAACAACAGGAACAGGAAGAAGAGGCGGCCAGGCGCAUGGAGCGAACACUGGAGAAGCUAAAGGUCGCUGCGCCAGAAGAUCCAGAGAGGUUGUUUUUAUGGACGUAUAAUCGACUAGCAGGAAAAACAGAACCACGUGUUCUUCUAGCAGGUAGUCGAAGAUUGCCUGCGCGUAGUUGAAAGGUUCGAUGAAGUCUCAGGAGCAAUUUCACGUGGUUAUAUGUCACCCUAUAAGUAAUAUUUCCACCAUUUUUAGAAUCUGGCGUCGGCAAUGUUGACCUUCCUGUCCAAUAAUUCCUCUAACAUCCCGCAUGUGCACGAGUGGUGUUCCACGAUAUUUCGAUCCCAAAGGAACUAUCUGUCGCAACCAGGUAGCGGAUGUCCAUGGAUACUUCGAGGAGAGGCUGCAACGAGAUCCGAGAUACCGAUUGUCUGCGGCGUUGCACAAAGCAGACAUGAUCCAGUCAGACGCUGCACGAUCAGCCUUGCAGUCGGUUCGCCCGGUGCUUGCAAAAAAUCACGCUCUCAAUUCCGCGGUCCCUGGAAUGCCUUUGGGAGUGUAGAGGAAGAGGACGUUGUGAGAGGAAGAGGACAUUGUGCUUCUGGAAGAGCGUUGCGACCAUUUGUGAGAGGAAGAGGACAUUGUGCUUCGAGGACAUUGUGCUUCUGGAAGAGCUUUGAGACCAUUCCCACUUACACGUUGAAUCUGCCCUGGAACACUUUUCAAGGAUGAUUAGAAACAUGCGCUUCUGGUGCCAUAUGUCC
Amoebophrya sp. A25 is the source of this 2333-nucleotide messenger RNA. Lineage: Eukaryota; Dinophyceae; Syndiniales; Amoebophryaceae. The record is from the annotation of a GenBank genome assembly.